Messenger RNA from Ostrinia furnacalis (Asian corn borer), 2165 nucleotides. RefSeq lists its product as uncharacterized. Gene Ontology annotation, cellular component: mitochondrion. The transcript is spliced from 14 exons. NCBI's taxonomy places the organism in Eukaryota, Metazoa, Arthropoda, Insecta, Lepidoptera, Crambidae. The record is from RefSeq and is a predicted model, not a curated record. Gene Ontology annotation, molecular function: oxidoreductase activity. The coding region runs from base 360 to 1967 and encodes 535 amino acids.
AAUAUUGUAAUGAAUAGGAACACGCUCAAUCAGCUGUCUGUCACGUCACGCGCGUCACUUAUGACAGUUGUCAAACACGAAAAGGGGUUAUGUUUGGAUAACGCUUAAAAUCUCAUUUUACAUAACAUGGUGCGGUUAACGACCACGAUUAUACGAUUAUAAACGAGAAAUGACUUGAACCUAUACUGCAACGCCCGUAGUUUGUGAAUAAACCGUCUAAGAGUGCAGCUGUUAUGACAUUUCAGUCUAUUCUCGGAGUCGAGCUAUUUAGGCCGAAUUCUGAUCAAAGGUUAAGGUUUUAUGUUCGUUAGAAGACGGUGCAGUGUAGGCUGACCUCUCUGUGAGAUAGAGAUCCUAUUAUGGACGAACUGAAGCACAGAGCUGGCGAGAAACUUGAAGCACUACAUAUAGCAGCAAAAACAGCAGCAGAUGGAGGAAAGUCCCGAAUCAAUGAUGUCGUCUCGACUACCAGUGAGACUAUCAGGAAGCUCCGUGAAGCGUUCCAAGAGCUUUGGCAGAACGAACUCUUCAUGGAGUCCCGGCUGCGAGUGGCGGCAUGGACCCGGGACGCGGUGCAGAGGAUACGGGAGGGCACGCCGCCGCUCUCGCCCGUGCUUCUGUAUGAGGAGCUGGUCGCACUGUUCAAGGAUAGAGUGUGGCGUCGCAGCGUCCUGAUAUUUGCCUGCGGUGCGGCCAUAGGCGGCGGGGCGGGGCUAUGCGUAGGGCUGAGGGCAGCGAGUCGCGCGCCGGCCGGGCCGCACGCUCGAGCGUUACACUCGCACGCAGACCAGUCUGUUAUAUUGGUGGAGGAUGCUAUUGCGCCAGGUGCGGGCUCAGGCGAAGUUCUAAUCCGCGUGCAAGCAUUCAGCGUGUGCCCGGUGGACAGAGGAGUUUUACGCGGGAGAGGAUCGGCGCUGCGUUCGCUUAUUGCUAGAACACAGCUAACAGUGGGCCGGGGGUUCACAGGCGUGGUGUUAGACGUGGGCCCAGGCGUGGGCGACCUGGAGAUGGGCGAUGAAGUGUGGGGCUGCGUCAGCGAAUGGGCCGGCGGCGCCGCCAGCGAGCUACUGACUGUGCGCAGUACUCGCGUAUCCAAGCGGCCGCGCAGCGUGUCUGCCGACGGCGCGGCCACAUUGCCUUGGGCGGGCUCGCAAGCGCUGGCAGCGUUGGAAGCGCUGCAACUCACACCCGACACCGCUAAAGGCAAGCGCGUGGCGAUAUGCGGCGCGGCAAGCGGCGAGGGUUGCGUGUUGAUCCAAUUACUCAGCGCUUGGGGAGCGCAUCUCACUGUGUUAGCACCCAGACACACUGCCUUGACGCUACAGGAUUUAGGCGCGCAAGACUUCGUAGACAUGGACGAGCACGGUUCGUGCUGGCAGGCGUUAGAGCACGUAGCUGCACGCGCCGGGCCCUGGCACGCGGCGUUAGCGUGCCCGGGCGCGUUAGCCGCCGCCGCUUACCCAAGCAACGUCGCUGCUUUACUCAACCUUGUUCACUAUCGUGAAGUAUCGGCUGCAUUACGUCGCGUCAAUACCAUAGACAUAGGAUAUGAACGAGCACGGUUCGUGCUGGCGCAAGCGUUAGAACAUGACGCGUUAGCCGCCGCCGCUUAUCCAAGCAACGUUGCUGCUUUACUCAAAGCGACGGCACCCCGUAACGCGAUAGUAGACCUCCGGCCGCGGCCUCUGAUCUCGGACCGGCUGCCCGGGCCAUUGUCAUUGCUGUUUGCUGCCUCUUUCUACUCGCUUAGGGUAGUCAGGUGGAUAUGCGGUAAAGGCACGCACACGGACUGGCUGGAGUCCCCGCACCGGCUCACUGGCGGGCUAGAAGAGUUGGCGCAACUAGUCGACGCGGGCACUCUCGCGCCUGUACUGGACAAGGUGUACAUCCCGCAAGACUUCGAGAAUGCUUUGGCGCAUGCGUGCAGUGAGGACGCCAUCGGAACCACCGUCAUACGCUUCCCGUAACAGUAACAGGUAGCGGAACUAGUACAUAAUAUCACGGAACUGGUAUCGAAUACUAGGUUGUUAUGGUAUCAUACGCUUCCCAUAACAGGUAGCGGAACUAAAGUACGACCAACUAGCAGCGAUAAAAAAGGUCGAUACGACUGUCAAGUUGACAAUAUAUUGUCUCUUCCCAUCUUGUGUAUUUGUCGUAAUGUCUCG